AUGAAGAAAUAUGCAGCUUAUUCGGUCGCUUUUUUGGACAUUCUUUGCCACAGCACGCUUUUAUUCUCUUGGCCCAUUUUAACGCAAAUUUACAAGUCAGAAGGGUUCUUUUCUUGCAAAAAUUCGACAGAAGAAAUUUCAGAAUUUCAACUGUGCUCAGAAAGCUCUCAAGAUGCUUCUAUCGCUCGAAUAAUGAUCCUAGCCGUAGCUUUUUGUAUUUCUGAACUCAAGUUUUUGGACACCCUUAUAUCCGAAUUCGCCAUUUCCUUGAGAAGCAUCAAUCUUAUUUGGGCUCUUCUAUCUUCUAUCUCUUUCAUACUUGGAAUCUUCGUCAUCCCAUGGCACAACGUCGAAGUCAACACAGAAUCCGUCGAAACAAUUCUCGACCUCAAGUCAAAACAGAAGCCUUUGCUAAACUCCGAAGAAGAAAGCAUUCCUCAACAGUUCAAAAACAACAUCAAAUUCCUCAAAUCGCCAAUUUUGCUCUUUUACGGCGCUUCUUUAAUUUUUGGAAAUUUCGUUGUCACGUGCACCCUUUCACUGACGAAUUUCAUCGUGGAGAAAAAGAUGGACAAACUGAAUCUAACGGAAGAAUACGAUCCAGAGGAUAUUGUUUCGAAGUUCAACUUGAUUCGACCGAUUAUUGCUGCUGUAGCUGCUCCUUUCAUUGGACUAAUGGUCGAUUUAGUGAGAAAGAAGAUUUUAAAAAAGAAGGAAAAACCAGAAAACAUCGACCUAAGGUCAAUGAUUUGGCCAUAUUUCUUGCUGACAAUUUCUUCCUUGAUUUUUUCCAUCACGAUCAGCAUCGACAACGUCUUCUGCCUCGCCCUAGCGCUCACAUGCCUCUCUCUCAAUUCUACCUGGGUCUAUGUCGUUUAUACAGUCGGGAUGGAGAUAAAUCUGCCAGGACAAACAAUUGGCAUUGCGUUUGCUCUCUGUGAAAUUGCAGGCAGCAUAUUCGCCUUCAUCGCCGAUCCAAUUGCUGUUUUCGUUCUCGAAGAGGAUGAUCUGGAGCUUUUCUAUGUGAGCAUAUGGUCGACUACCUUCUUGAUGUUCUUAUUUGGCCUGUUGCUUCCCUCGAUUGCCUUCAACAAAACUUCGGACUGCCUCAAGAACCUCGACUCCCCAAGACAACAUGAAGUGGCGAAGCAAUUUCAAAACGAACAGACAGAAGAAAAUAUUCUUUUGAAAAAGAAUUGUAUUUAA
Messenger RNA from Oikopleura dioica, 1206 nucleotides. NCBI's taxonomy places the organism in Eukaryota, Metazoa, Chordata, Appendicularia, Copelata, Oikopleuridae. The record is from the annotation of a GenBank genome assembly.